Molecule: messenger RNA, 2001 nt
Organism: Cuscuta campestris
Lineage: Eukaryota; Viridiplantae; Streptophyta; Magnoliopsida; Solanales; Convolvulaceae
Source: the annotation of a GenBank genome assembly
UAGUAGUAUUUAGUACUCCGUAUUUUUUUUGAUGAUUGUAUCUUCAAAAAAAUGGAUGUUUGUGGAAAAGUACAAAAAUAGCUAAGUUUGUGUAAUUUGUGUCCCAGUAAUUUGUGACUCUAGCGUUACUCCUGUCAAAGUUGUGGUUUUGCUUAAUAUUUGCCAAUCAAAUCAAUCGUAUAAAUCUUCCCAAUCAUCCACCGCCCAGAAAAACCUCCGAAAAGUCGGAUCUUUUACCAUAUUCUUGUUGAAUCAGCUCUGUAAUUAGCUAUCUCCAUGGCUGCAUCCCUUUCGAUGCUAGCAUCUCUACUUGUACUUCUUAUUUCUCCUUCGAAUUCUCAGCCAAAUUCCAGCGGAGAAUAUAUCUCCGUGGAAAUAUCCAACAAGGGUCUGGAUUUUGCCAAGAAUCUAUUGGUUGAAACUGCGGAAUCUUCGCUGGUGCCACUUGAGCUGCCUGAGAUCAAGAAAUCUGUGAGCAUCCCAGUCGUGGGGAAAGUUGAGAUGCUUCUUUCUGAUAUUGUUAUAGACAGGAUUGAUGUGAAUUCGUCCACUGUUAGAACUGGGAAUUCUUGCAUCAUUAUGGCUGUUUCUGGUGCCACUGGCAAUAUGACUAUGAAGUGGAAGUAUUCCUAUGACACUUGGUUGCUUCCUGUUACUGUCACUGAUGAAGGAGAUGCCUCUGUUCAGGUUGAAGGUAUGGAAAUCGCUCUUACUCUCAGUCUGCAAAAUAAAAAUGGAUCUCUUUCACUCUCUCUUCUGGAAUGUGGAUGCUUUGUGGAAGAUAUUUCUGUGACCUUGGAUGGGGGAGCUUCUUGGCUAUAUCAAGGGGUUCUAGAUGCCUUUGAAGGUAAACUAAUCUCUACCGUUGAAGAUGCAAUCACAAAGAAAAUAGGAGAUGGUGUUUUGAAGCUUGAUUCGGUUCUGCGGUCUCUUCCCAAGGAAGUUCAGGUCACCAAAAUUGCUUCUAUGAAUGCCACUUUCGUUGGGGAUCCGGUGAUUAGCAAUUCUUCUGUUGCACUUGCAAUCAGUGGUUUAUUUGGUGAUUCAGAUAAAAGUAUGUACCGUGGGCAGCAGUCACCUUCCAUUGUCUGCAAGGAUUCAAAUGAAAUGGUUACAAUGUUCUUGCACGAAAAUGUCAUUAAGUCGGUGUUGUCUGUAUAUUUCAAGGCCGAUAAGAUGCAGUGGGUUGUGGAUCAAGUACCUGACCAGUCCCUACUAAACACUGCUGAGUGGAGGUUCAUUGUCCCCAAGCUGUACAAACAAUACCCUAAUGAUGACAUGAGCCUGAAUAUUUCCGUAACCUCAACGCCGAGUGUCAACAUUGAAGAACGGAAGAUGUACGCGACUAUUCCUGCUGAUAUCAUCAUAAAUGUCAAACAUCAGGGUGAAGUCGUACCUGUUGCGUGCAUUUCAGUGGAAAUCAACGGAUGGGUUUUUGCAGCGGUGUCGAAUGGCAGUGUGGCAGGCAGUGUCAAGUUAGAUAACAUUGCCAUGGCUUUGAAAUGGAGCAACAUUGGCAAUCUCCACUUGUUUCUUGUUCAGAGAGUAGCAUCCACCCUGCUGAAGACUGUGGUGCUACCACUAGUGAACUUGCGGCUGGAGAUGGGAUAUCAUCUGCCAUUUUUCCAUGGUUAUGAGCUCCGGGACGCUCAAAUCUUCUUCUCCGAUUCCUGGAUCACAAUAUGCAGCGAUGUGGCCCCCGUCAAAAACUUUAACCUCCCCACUGGCCGGGCAAUUUUUACUGCAGCAGCAGCAUCACAAGGACACAUUGUGAUGUAGAAAUUCACGGUGCAUUCAACCGUGAAAGUGUAAAGUAAACUUUUUCUAUUAGGUUUGGUGUCUGUCUUGUUCUUUGGGUAAAUUUUCUUCACUUGUAGCAGCAGCAUCAUCAUCAUAUGGGUAAUUUUUUUUUCAUUUUCAUUAUUUUUUUUGUAUCUGUGCUCCACACAUCUUAUUCUGUGUAAUUUGGGUUCAGAAGCAGUAUAAAAUUUAGAGUUUGUA